AUGCCAAACUUGUUUGAUUUGCUUGAUGAAGAGGAAAAUGAUCAGCAAGAACAGCAAAUACCAAAGAAAUUAUCUAAAAGAGCUCAAAAGAAAGCUCUAAAAUCAACACAAUCUGUCCAAGUACAACAAAAAUUUGAAACUUUGGACGAAUCUCCGUUUAAACUUGUUUAUGAAUUGGAAGAAUUAUGGCUAAUCGUUUUGGAAUAUUUACCUGUCCGAGAUAUCUAUCAACGAAUUAAUUUACUAAACUCGGUGGAAUCAGUACGAAUUCACAAGAAUGAAUUUUUUGUAAAAUUAUUGAAAAGAGAUUGUAAUGGAUUUUUUAAUCUGGUUGACCGAGAGAUGAAAUUCAAGAUUAUUUCUGGAAUUGAUAAGGAGAUUUUUUUCAAGAGUGUUUCUGAUACUCUGAUGUCACCUCAUAUGGCUAAGAAGAAAGCUCUUCAAGAAAAGGAAAGAACUUUGAAAGAUUACAAUAAUUGUAAAGUAAUUUUCAAGAAUAUUCACAAUCAAUUAGCAUGUUUGCAGAAGGAAAACGAAGUUCAAGAAGAAAAUCGAAUGCACCAUGCAAGAUUCUUCCUCGAACGUGAACUUUCAAAGAUUAAAAACAAAGUACUAAUCCAGAAGAAACAAACUGAAUGUUCGCACUUUCGUAUCUCAAGAAGCAGUAUCAAAGGAGAUGAGAAAUUCAAAUAUCUCUUCCAGUGUGAACUAUGUGGAAUUGGUAUGAAAACUAAUUUCCUCCCAGAAGCAAUCUAUUCGAAACUCAAAGUAACANCCAUUUUUGAUUAUGAUAUUUUUGGAAACCAAGCCUACAAUUUCCUCCGAAAAUUUAUGAAAAAUUCUCGCGAACGACAAGUAAAAUAUCAAAAGGUUCGGAUCGAUGCAUUGUCUUUGGCUGGGUUGAAUGCUUCUACUUUGGAAUUGCUGAUUAAACAGUGUAAUGAUGAGGAAAUGGAAGAAAAACUGUGUGAUGAUAUGGAAGUCAUGUUAAAAUAUAUUGAUUUUCACGGAGAUUUUUAUUUAAAAGCAAGUCAACGAUUACAGAAUCAUCAUAAAGUGAGGAAAAGAGCAGUUCAGCAGAAUGGAAUGUUAAUUUUGGAUAUGGAUUGGAGAUAUAUUACAAAAGAUUUAAUAUUGGAAGCUGUUAAAGAGGAUGGAAUGGCCAUUACGGUCUUUGAAAAUAAUGGAUGUUGGGACACGGUAAUUACAACAGAAGCAGUUAAAAGUAAUGGCAUGGCUUUGGAAUAUCUUGGUUCAGAAGUUACAAGUGAUGCAAUUGUAAACCUGGGAGCUAAUGACAAUCCAUUCGUUAAGACUACAACAGCAGUGACAGAUAGACAAGUGGGUAAUAAGGUAGCUCUGUACCUUGGAUUAUGUCACGAUACUAUGGGCAAUUGUAUUGGAAAGGAAAUUCUUGUUGAAGUCAUGAAAGUUCAUCCAUAUUCUCAAUACUAUUUGCAACAUGUUAACGAUUUGUCUCUUUCUGAAAUUAUCGAAUUAACCAAGUUGUCUGUGAAAUACUCUGGAGAAAUAGUUGAUAGUAUUAAUGUUGAAGGAUUUCCUGUUGAAGAGUGUGAAAAAUUAAUAGAAUAUGAUGGAAAUGCGCUGUGUUUAAUUAAUGAUGAAAAUCAAACAAGAGAAAUGAUACUCCAAGCUGUUCAAAAUAAUGGAGAAUCUUUGGAGUAUGCUAAUAUUGAUCUUGUUGAUGAUGAGAUAAUAGCAGAGGCAAUUAGAAAUAACCCAGAAGCUAUUCAGUAUGCCUUUGUGCACUCAGAUAAAACCGAUUUUAAGAGUUUCAUAUUGAAUUUGGCUAAAGAGAAUGGAGAGAUUAUUUGCUACACUCAUAGGGAAAUAAGGAAUGAUAGAGAUGUAUUGUUAGCUGCU
Naegleria gruberi is the source of this 1884-nucleotide messenger RNA. RefSeq lists its product as uncharacterized. The record is from RefSeq and is a predicted model, not a curated record. The annotation marks the transcript as partial. NCBI's taxonomy places the organism in Eukaryota, Heterolobosea, Eutetramitea, Acrasida, Naegleriidae. The transcript has 2 exons.